Molecule: messenger RNA, 426 nt
Organism: Helianthus annuus (common sunflower)
Lineage: Eukaryota; Viridiplantae; Streptophyta; Magnoliopsida; Asterales; Asteraceae
Product: N66 matrix protein-like
Exons: 2
Coding region: 1-426 (141 amino acids)
Source: RefSeq, a predicted model, not a curated record
AUGGUCACGCCCGAAUUCAAGUGCGUGGAACGCUUCAUCUGGGGGUUAGCACCUCAGAUUAUGAGCAUGGUUACAACGUCAAAACCGGAAACCAUUACUGAAGCCAUCGAUCUGAGCAUAUCAUUGACUGAAGAAGCCAACAGGCUAAACAAGUUUUCUAAUGGUGAUCAGAAAAAGAAGGAGACUCGUGUGGAGUCGUCUGGUGCUGGUCGUGGAAACAAUGGUCAUAGGGGUUUUGGUAACAACAAUCGCGGUGGGAACGGAAAUGGGAACCGCAAUGGUGGAAACGGUAAUCGAGGAAAUGUUGGAAACCAAACUGGGAAUCGGGGAGCAAACAAUGCUCAAGGUGGUAAUAGGAAUGGCCGAGGGCCAGGAUGCUUCAACUGUGUAGACGUCGGGCAAUUUAAGAGGGAAUGCCAAAACUGA